AUGGCAGAGCCAUGGCUCGCAGCAGCAGCUGCAGUCGAGGCGGUGAAGGAUAGAGGCAGUCAGUGGCGAGUGGGUAGAGGCAGCAGGCAGGUAGGCAUGGGAGAGAAGAGCGAGACCGUAGAAAAUGUGUGCCUCGUCUCCCGACACCCCUCUCCUCCUGCCAACCCCUUUUUCCCUCCAGUUUCUUUCAUUUACAUCCCUCUCUCCCACCCAAUUCUCAACCCUCCUUCCUCCUCCCUUACCAUUGCCCCAACAAUUGUCUUAAUACUUCCUUCGAGGGACUCCCUCUGCCCUCCCUUCCUUAUUCCACAUGUUCCUCCCCACAACCUUGCCCAACACCCCCCGCCACCCCAUUCAUCUAAUCGUGCCGUGCCCUUCAUCCCAUCAUGCUAUGCCCCUUCCUACAUCACCCCAUGCACGAGCCAACUGUCUCUCCCUCUAACACAUCCUCCACCUCUGCCCUCCUUCACCUCCCCAUUUGCUCCCCCACCAUCUCACCAUAGCCAUCGCACCAUCCGGCACCACGUCUCCCUCCCUCCCACAUCACCCAAUCUUCCCCUCCAUGCCCCUAUCGCCCUCCUCUCCUGCUCAUAUUUUUGCCCCCCUGUACUCUCUGCACCUCCCCCCUACCUCCGCGCGCGCUGCUUGCAGCAGCCGCUUCGCCCUGGAGGCAUGGCGAGUCAGGGGCACCGUCAGAACCAGGAUGGCUGCAUUGUCAUGAUUGGCCCUCCUAGUUGGAAGGUCUUUAGUGCUCGACCGAAAAGCGGAGGUCAAAGUGGAUGCGUCGGGUGGGCAGAGAUUAUAGACGAUGCGUGGGGCGGGGAUUAUGGAGGAUGUGUGGGGUGUUGUCCAUGGGUGGAAAGGGUUGAGUGGCCAGGGGCGGUUGGCAAGCUGGAUAUUGGCAAGUGUCUUCCCAUUUGUGCUGUUUGCCCUUUUCGUCCUUUCCUCUCCCCUUCUCUACCCCCACACCUCCCGCCCACCCAACCCCCAGCACUGAAUCCGCACCUGCUUAUCCCACACCUACUUUUGUGCCAUGGACUCCCCUCCCUAUGCCGUGGCCGCACUGUUCGCCCCCACAGCAGCACGGUAGAGGCUGCUGACGUGGCGGAGGUGCGCGAGAGGCUGCAGGCGAAGCUGGGCGAGGCCGGGCUGCUGGGUGCCUCGUGGUGGUGUUUGAGGAGUGACGAGCAGAGGAAGGAGGAGGUACAUUCGGAGUGA
This is a messenger RNA of Closterium sp. NIES-65, 1218 nucleotides long. Lineage: Eukaryota; Viridiplantae; Streptophyta; Zygnematophyceae; Desmidiales; Closteriaceae. The record is from the annotation of a GenBank genome assembly.